AUGUUCCCGACACGUGGUAUUCUCCUGCACGGCCCACCUGGUUGCGGAAAAACCAUGCUGGCGCAUGCAAUUGCUGGAGAGCUUCGCAUACCGCUCUUAAAAAUAUCUUCACCCGAAAUUGUUUCUGGCGUGUCCGGCGAGAGCGAAGCAAAAAUUCGUCAAUUUUUUAAAGAAGCGAAACGAUUGGCUCCUUGUUUAGUUUUUAUCGACGAAAUUGAUGCAAUUACACAAAAACGUGAGACAGCUCAGCGUGAAAUGGAACGGCGAAUCGUUGCUCAGUUUCUCACUUCCAUAGAUGAGCUCGCUCUUGAAAAUUCUUAUGAAAAACUUGUAUUAAUAAUAGGGGCUACCAAUAGACUCGAUUCUCUAGACUCUGCACUCCGCCGGGCCGGUCGCUUUGAUAGAGAGAUUUCUAUUGGCUUUCCUGAUGAAUCUUCAAGAGAAAAAAUUUUGCGAGUAAAAUGCAAUCGUUUACGAUUGGAUGCUACUGUUGACUUUCCACUACUCGCUAAGAAAACUUCAGGUUUUGUGGGGGCUGACUUGGAAGCGCUCACCAAGGAAGCUGGAAUAUUUGCUAUUAACCGCGAUAAUAGUUUUGGAGAAGAAAAAGAUAUUCUCUUCCAGGAAGCAAAAGAAAACAAAAAUAUUAAAGAUCGCUUAAAAGCCCGGGCAGUCCUUCAGUCGUUCGGCAGGCGGCCGCUCAAUGUGCGCGAACUUUCGCUUUUAUAUAUCAAUAUGGACGACUUUCUAUUGGCUCUUUCUAAAGUCCAGCCGUCCGCCAGAAGAGAAGGGUUUGCCACGAUUCCGGACGUCACGUGGGAUAACAUUGGAGCCCUCAAAGAUAUACGAGAAGAGCUAAAGAUGAACAUUCUUGAGCCCAUCCGCUUUCCUGAAAAGUUUAUAAAAAUUGGCAUAUCACAGCCGCUCGGUUGCCUUCUUUAUGGCCCUCCAGGCUGCGGAAAAACACUUUUAGCGAAAGCCAUUGCCAAUGAAAGUGGCGCCAGUUUUAUAUCUAUAAAAGGGCCAGAGUUACUAAAUAAAUAUGUAGGCGAGAGUGAGCGCUCGAUUCGGCUAGUCUUCGACCGCGCGCGCAUCUCCGCUCCGUGCAUUAUUUUUUUUGACGAAUUGGAUGCUCUGUGCCCCAAAAGAGGCUCCGAAAACGCUGCAAGUGUUCGCGUGGUAAAUCAGCUUCUUACAGAAAUGGACGGAUUGGAGCCUCGUAAGCAAGUGUUUGUGAUUGGCGCUACCAACCGGCCAGAUAUGAUCGACCCUGCAAUGCUGAGGCCCGGCCGCUUAGAUAAACUCCUCUUCGUCGAUUUGCCUUCUCCCGAAGACCGUAUUAGUAUUUUAACAACACUCACUAAAAAAGUGCCACUAGCCGAAACGGUCCAAAUAAGCUUUUUCGCUAAAGAUAACCGCUGCGAAGGUUUUAGCGGAGCUGAUUUGGCCGCCCUUGUUCGGGAAGCCUCAAUUACUGCGUUAAAGGAAAGCAUACAAAACAAUAGUGAAGUUUUAAUAACCAAUCAUCAUUUUGAAGUUGCCUUUCAGAAAGUUUUUCCUUCUGUAUCUGAAAAGGACCAGAAAAUAUACAAGACUCUAAAAAUGAAACUUUGUAACGCACGUGCUCAUUUACGAGACGAAGAUGAGCGUGCAAUGUCCCCUUCUAAAUAG
This is a messenger RNA of Zophobas morio, 1671 nucleotides long. RefSeq lists its product as uncharacterized. Lineage: Eukaryota; Metazoa; Arthropoda; Insecta; Coleoptera; Tenebrionidae. The transcript is spliced from 18 exons. Gene Ontology annotation, biological process: ribosome biogenesis. Gene Ontology annotation, molecular function: preribosome binding; ATP hydrolysis activity; ATP binding. The record is from RefSeq and is a predicted model, not a curated record. Bases 1 to 1671 code for a protein of 556 amino acids. Gene Ontology annotation, cellular component: nucleus.